AUGAAUGUGCCUCGGACGUCUGCGGAGCCAGGGCAAUCGCAGCCUCAAAUGGCGGGCGAGACGGGGUCUGGCAGGGGGAGGACGGUGACAACAGCUUGCGAGCGAUGUCGAAGGAGAAAAAUCCGCUGCGAUGGCGAGACUCCGUGUGCGACGUGUCGGCGCUUUCGCAUCAGCUGUGUCCGGAUCCAGAAGAACGAUACCCAGGCGCUGGAGCAGCGAGUGCGCCAGCUCGAGGCCCAGAUUGCCGAUUUCAACACGCAGGGCCAUAACUCCGGCCCAUUUGGCCUUCCUAGUCCUCAGGCUUGGUCGCCGGAUGUUCAAUUCAAUGUUGAUUUUGGCUCCCCAGGCCCGGCCGUCGCAAUGGACCAGUCAUUCAGCCAGUUCCACCCUGGCAGCCCGUCGCCAUUGGAAAUCCCGAGCAUCCAGGUAGUCGACUACGCGGACUCGAUGUCGCCAGUAUCCCCAGUAUCGCUGUCUCCUUCGCCAAUGCUCCGUCCACUGGCCCCAGCGAGGCCAAACCCGAUAUCCGACGGUCUGGGUGCUGGGCUGCGUCCACCGAGCUCCGGCACUGCCGUCUCCCCUCCAACAACUGCCAUUCCAUCGCCAAACCAUGGGCUCAUGCCGUAUCUAUCGCCGAGGAGCCUCCCAGCGCCAUCGAGGUCUCGCAGCUCCUCCAUUUCAUCGUUGGGUCUUGACACGGACUGGGCGUCUGCACCCGAUCUCUCCGUCUACGGCCUGACAGACACCGAGCUGGAGUCCGGUAUAUUCGAGAUUCCUUCGACAUCUCCUGAUUCAGAACUGCAGGAACCUACAAGAUUCGAGGCCGAGACCCUGAUCGAUAAAUUCUUUCUCCAAAUUCAACUCGCAGCCUACCCUCUAGCCCACUAUCCGCUCGACCGAUUCAAGCUGCUCGAGUUCCUCAAUAUCAUUCACCACCAACAGGCGCCAACCCUCGGUACGGUUCCUGACUGGUCUUGCUCGGAAUCAAUGGCUCGGUUUCACGUAUAUAUGGCUAUGGCAGUGUCUCUGAAGAUGGAGAAGGACGAGAGGAGCAGCACGUUGAAUCUACUCCAGAAGUGCUAUAGACUGGCGCUGCGUGAGACUCAGGAGCCUUCGUUCUGGAAACAGGCCUUUGCGCAGGAGGCUGCAGUGUUGUUUUCGUUAUUUGCACAUGCGAGUAGUCAGGAAUAUCCAUAG
This is a messenger RNA of Aspergillus puulaauensis, 1197 nucleotides long. RefSeq lists its product as uncharacterized. Gene Ontology annotation, biological process: positive regulation of transcription by RNA polymerase II. NCBI's taxonomy places the organism in Eukaryota, Fungi, Ascomycota, Eurotiomycetes, Eurotiales, Aspergillaceae. The transcript has a single exon. Gene Ontology annotation, molecular function: DNA-binding transcription factor activity, RNA polymerase II-specific; zinc ion binding; sequence-specific DNA binding. The record is from RefSeq and is a predicted model, not a curated record. The coding region runs from base 1 to 1197 and encodes 398 amino acids.